AACGCCCCCAAACAAUGCUUUAAGAACCAGCGAGUUUUGACAGUUUCAUUCACUUAUCAACGCGCUGGGAAGAUGACACGCUUUACAGGUGAGGAAGCUCUACAGAUGCUCCUGGACAGCGAGGAAGAGUUCACUGUUUCUUCAGACGAAGAGCAGGACUCCGACGAUGAACAUUUGUAUUUUGAAGAGCGACUUGAUCCAGCUGAGGAUAUAAUUUCUGAAGAGAAUGCUGCAUCAUUGUCCUCUUCAGCGGGCAUCUGCAGAAAUGCGACGGACAUUCAUACAGGUAAUGUGGCUUCGCCGUCAUUUACUCGCACGGGGGCAUCCAGAAACGAACCCGAAAUUCAUAAAGUGAAUGUUGCUGCAUCACUUUCACCUUCGUUUGAUACUCGCAUUGGGAGGGCACACAGAAGCGCAAUUGAGAACAAGAAAGGGAAUGUGUCUGCAACACUAACUUCGUCUGGUACUCGCACAAGGGCACGCAGCUGCGCAACUGGGAACAAUAAAGAGAAUAUGGCUGCAACACUUUCGCUUUCAUUUCCUCGCACGAGAUCACACAGCAACGCGACCGAUAUUCAUCCAAUGAAUGUUGCUGCAUCACUUUCACUUUUACCCGGUACUCAUAAACGCCAUAGGUCUGCUUCAGUUCUCAAAGCAACUGAGACUAAUGUAUCUAACACUGACAGUGAUAAGGCCCCUGUUGCAAAGAGAGUCAAGACCAACAUCCAGGCAAGCAGCAGCAGGUCCGUUCUGUCAUGGAAAACAGAGACUGAUAUUGAUGUGGUUCCACACACUUUGCGUUUCUUUCCUGCACGGGAACCUGGACCACAGCUGAGUCCUGCAGACGCACACACACCCCUGAGUCUCUUCAAAAUGUUUUUUCCUGAGGAUGCAGUUUCAACUCUUUGCCAUAACACCAACGCUCAGGCUGCCAGGGCACGACAACAUUUAACUCCAUUCUCAAAGAUUUACAGAUGGUUUACAAAUUUAUAUCUUAUUUUUUAUAUUGUUAUAUUGUAUUUUUAUAUAAGUAUUUUUAGAAGCACACCAAACUGUACAUUCACAGCUGACAUUUAGAAUAAUUUUCUUUUAAUUAGAGCCAUAUUGUACUGGUCAUAUAAAAUAUUGUUAUAUGUAUACAUAUUGUUACUUUAUUGUUUAUAAUUACAAUGAAGCUUCUUUUAUUUAUAAUUACAAUAAAGCUUCUUAACUCUAUUGUAUUGUUCAUGUUUUUAGCAUUUUUUGCAACCCUAUAAGACUCUUAUAUUACUAAUUUCAGAUAAAAAUAAAGUCUUAAGU
Molecule: messenger RNA, 1299 nt
Organism: Misgurnus anguillicaudatus (oriental weatherfish)
Lineage: Eukaryota; Metazoa; Chordata; Actinopteri; Cypriniformes; Cobitidae
Source: RefSeq, a predicted model, not a curated record